AUGGAGAACGAGCCCACCCCCAUCACCAACCUCCCUCUCGACGUCCUCCUGCUCAUCUUCCCCUACCUGGAUGUGAAGAGCUUCUUGGCGCUAUGCAGCACCUGCAAGGCACUGCACCAACCGUCAAUACGGCUCGAGCCCUCGUACUGGAGGACCGCCACCCGCAGCACCUUCCGCGUGCCCAACCAGCCCGUCGUCGAGAACGACGGCGCGCGAUGGCAGCAGAUGUACCGCCGCCUGCUCACCCAGACCCGGGUGUACACCUGGGGCAGCAACGGCCACACGAGACUGGGCCACAGCUACGCGGCGGAUGCCCACAGCCUGAUGGCUCCCCGCGUCGUCCGGCCGGGCCUACCGGGCCUGCCGGGUGGGCCACGGCGCCAGGACCGGGCUCCCGCUGGAGUCCCCACUGAGAUGGAAGAUACGCGAGAUCUGGGCGUUAUUGCCGACAUGCAGUGUGGGGGCUGGUCGACCACCCUUCUCACCUCGAAAGGCACCCUCCACACUGCCGGUGUCAUGGACGGGCAGAGGGUCCUUCGUUCGCCACAUCGACUGCAGAAGCUCACAUUCCCAGCCGAGACAGAGAAUGACGAGGCCGCCACCGCCAUCCGACACUUCUCAGCCGGACGGUCGCACAUCUUAGCCCUCUCGGACAGCGGCAGGAUAUGGUCGUGGAACGACGCGAACCAGCCCGCUGUGCACAUCACUUUCACAAGCCUGGACAUCAAGGAGGUUUCCCCCACCCGUGAGGACCAGCCGCCCUCCGGCUACGGCGUGGUGAAACAAGUUGUAGCUGGCUGGAGCAGGAGCUCCGCAUACCUGCAAGGUGUUGGCAUCGUGGUGUGGGACACAGCCGAGCGGGAGCCUCUGCGUGGAGACACCGAGACGAAUACUGGGCCCGCCUUGGAGCAUGGCGAGAUACCCAAGACCGGCUACAGGCGCGUGAAGGACGCAUCGGGGGAGUCGGAAUACGAAAAGGCGCUAGGGUCUGAGGUUGGGAGCGUGCUGAACUAUAUUAUUCUUGAGCACUUCAUUGUUUUCAAUACCGAUAUCGGCAAAGUCUUUUGUGGACGGUUUGGCGACGACAACAGCGUGGAGGCCGUCCUCGAGCUCCGGCAACUCCGCACCGAGAAGGUGUCGUCGUUUGACGUGCAAGGCUCGUUCCGCCGCUUCGCCGUCUUCGGCAACGACGAAGUCAUCACCGCCGACCAGGGCUACCUAGAGGCAUGCUGGGAAGCCCGGCACACCGAUCUCGAACAGGCUGAAGUUCAGGGACUCGAAAGGAUACCAGCCCUGCAGCACAAAGACAUCAUCCAAGUUGCCUUCGGCGAUUACCACUACCUGGCCCUGCACUCGAGCGGCAAAAUCACAUCCUACGGCAGCGAGAUGAACGCCUGCGGCGCCCUGGGCCUAGGGGAUGGUACCAGCGAGGGAGGAAACUCCCGGGGUGUCAGCUAUGACAGGUUCAACUUCGCACGCCAGGGCCACGUCCUGCCACAUGCCUACAAUUAUGGCCGCCAGGUGUGGUUCGAUGACAGGAAGAGGGACUGGCUCGACAACUUGGUGCACGGCCGCACAGACCCCGACGAGAGCGAGGAGCGCAGGGCCCUGUUCAAGAGCAACCGCAACGUCCAGGGCGAGGUGAGCGAGUGGAUCGAGCAGGAGAGCAGGGCGUGGGACCAGGAAGAGGAAAAGGACGGGCUGGGGGCGUAUUUCGCGCUGGGGGUUAGUGCUGCGGGGUGGCACUCUGGCGCCCUGGUCUUGGUGAAUGAGGAGCUGGUGGACAAGGAGCCCGCGCUCUUGACCGGCAACUUCAUCGGCGCUGGAGUCGACACCACGAUGAGCACCAUGCUGACAUUUGUCCUUGCCAUGUGCCUCAAUCCAGACGUCCAGCGCAAGGCCCAGGAGGAGAUCGACCGUGUCGUUGGGCACGACCGCUACCCGGACUGGCCUGAUGAAGGGAGCCUCCCGUACCUGGCGGCAAUUGUCAACGAGACACUGAGAUGGCGACCCGCCUUUGCCCUCGGCGGCCCUCCCCAUGCCCCGAUCGAGGAUGACGUCUUCAACGGCUUCCUCUUCCCUAAAGGAACAGCCAUCAUCGGUAAUCUGUAUGCAAUGUCACGGAGCCCGUGGGAGUAUCCUGAACCCGAAAGGUUCCGGCCAGAACGUUUCCUUGAUGACUUCAAGCGCCCAGCUUAUCCGAACACGAGGGGGCACAACACGUCCGGUUGGGGGAGGCGUGGAAACGAGGCCUCUCUCGGCCCGAAUGCGUACACUGUGUCUCAAGUCAAUAGGCCGCUGCCGUUCAAAGUGCGACUGUUACCGAGGUCGGAGAAGAUUGCCAACCUUGUCAAACAAGCGGGCGAGGAUGCGCUCUCAGAACUGCAAGCUUACCAAGCAGAGACCAAAGUCACAUUCGAGAGCGCGCAAGAAUACAUGUGGCAUGGUGGAGAUGAGGAGAUCGCAGAGUAG
Diaporthe citri is the source of this 2472-nucleotide messenger RNA. RefSeq lists its product as uncharacterized. The transcript is spliced from 4 exons. Gene Ontology annotation, molecular function: monooxygenase activity; oxidoreductase activity, acting on paired donors, with incorporation or reduction of molecular oxygen; protein binding. The record is from RefSeq and is a predicted model, not a curated record. Bases 1 to 2472 code for a protein of 823 amino acids. Lineage: Eukaryota; Fungi; Ascomycota; Sordariomycetes; Diaporthales; Diaporthaceae.